Messenger RNA from Saccoglossus kowalevskii, 1695 nucleotides. Its product is annotated as antiviral innate immune response effector IFIT1-like. Gene Ontology annotation, cellular component: cytosol. Gene Ontology annotation, molecular function: protein binding. Gene Ontology annotation, biological process: defense response to virus. Lineage: Eukaryota; Metazoa; Hemichordata; Enteropneusta; Harrimaniidae. The record is from RefSeq and is a predicted model, not a curated record.
AUGGAUGCUGGUACACUAAAGCAAAGACUGGAACAAUUUCCAUCACAUUUUCACUGGAAAUUAGAAGAUCAAAGUGAGAGAGAACGGACCGAUUUAAGAAAUCGCAUAGAAGGAGGAUUGGCCGAACAUCCUGACAAACUACCCGUAUGCUAUAUGACACUGGUUGGCUACUUAUGGGUUUCACCUCUUGACAAAAAGGAGCAUUUUAAAAAUGCAUUACAGUGGUUCCAUAAAGCAUCGGAGAUAAAUAGUGUUGAGAUAGAACAGGAGUCAAAACGAGGUAAUAAAGGACCAAUAGGAGAUAAAAUAAUUCUUUUAACAAAUAAAGCAAUGCUUCAACUGAAAUUGGGUAUGCAUAACUCAGUCAAAAAACUGUAUAAAGAGAUUGAGAAGUUGUUCCAAGAAAAGACACCCGAGAUAGAAGCAUAUAUUACAGCCCAUAAAGCAUUUGCCUCAAGACAAUUUGGGCCAGCUAAAUAUAACAUUGCUGCCGAGCUCUUUAAAGAGGCUCUAGAGUGUUUUCCUGAGAACGUAGAUUGGUUAGAGGAAUAUGGAAAGGUUAUAGGAAGAAUAGAGAGAAAUAUGGAAUUGGCUGAUUGUGCAGAGUCAUCAGAAAGAGUCUUAGAACAAGUCAUUAAACUUGAUCCUUCGCGGCAUCUUUCAAGAGUUUUACUGGCACAAAUUUACCAGGAUAAAAAGUUGUAUGAUGCAGCGGAGGAACAAAUAGAUACAGCAAUUAAGUUAACAAAAGGAAAAUUGCGGAUAACAGUUAUGCAAAGGAUUGGGCAGUUUUACCGAAAACAAAGGAGAUUUGAUGAAGCUUUAACAUGUUUUGAAGAGGUUAGAACAGCAAAUCCGAAAAGUGUUUUUAAUUUAGACCAGAUGGCUCUUACCUACAAAGCCAAAUCUUAUGCAGUUAGGAAUACCCAUCAGUCUCAUGUAUUUUUGGAAACUGCGUUGAAACUGUGCCAGGAAGCAUGUGAUAUUAGUGAGGAGAAUUCAGAUGUGAAGCUAACUAUGGCACACAUCCUACUACUGUUCGGUAGGCAUUCAGAUGCGAGAAUCUGCUAUGCCGAGUUAAGUGAAACCGCAGGUGCUGGAAUCAAGUCUAAAGUGCAUUUUAGAUUUGGCCAAUUCUUAGAUAGAAUUGGAGAUAAGCCAGAUGCAAUAGAGCAAUACAUAUCAGCUAUUAGAUGUAAUCAUGAAUCUUUUUUCGGAAAAAAGGCAGUUGAUAAAAUUUUUGAAAUGAAAAACAUCUUACAUAGCGAGCUUGGCAAUGAUCGUGCUCUAGACAUUCUGGGUUGGGUGCAUAGUAAACUUGGUGAUCUUAAAACUGCAGUUUUUUACUACGAGACGGAAUGGGAAACCAAUCACACUGAUGAAUUGAGGGAAGUCUUGAUUGAUUUACAUCUGAAAUUACGCAACAUUGAAAAAACGAAACACUAUCUGAAGGACGUUAAGGAAAGUGAAUCAGUUGACAAAUUAAAAGGUAGACAUCAUAAUUUGGUUGGUGAGGAAGAAAACAAACUCGGAAAAAUAGCAGCAGCCAGAAAAGAGUUUUCGAUUUCUACUCAAUAUUUCUGUUUGGAUGGGGCAGAAAAUCUCAUUAGAAUUCUAACCAAAUGUUCAAUUGAACAGACAUGCGAAAAUGAGUGGUUUACGGAUUGCGCCAAAAUAGCAGAUUUCAUAGCCUAA